CGCUACAUUUCUUAUGAGUGGAAAUAUACAAAAAUAUUACUACGACAUCGCGAGUAUUCGCAAGCGAUUUUUAAUGACAGCGACAGCUCUCUCUCCAGAAUAAGUUUGGUCUCUGACUUUUUGCUCGUCACGAAAGGUUUUGUGUUGUAGGAAAUUUCUGUAAUCUAAUUCAAUUACUUGAUUUUAUUCUAAAAUGCACCUUUUAAAAUUUAGCGUACGCAUUUUAUUUUGUUCCAGUAUAAUUAAGUUUCAAUUACGGUCGGCCGUAGUAUAAAAAUGUCCUUUAUUUACAAGACUAGUGUAUCUAUAAAGUUGAAUUAGUAUCUACGAAAAUACUUUUAAUUCACAAUGGAUAAAGGAGUGACGUGUGAUCAUUUAAAUAAAGUGACAGACUCCCUUGGGAAGGAGCUAUGGCAAACAAAAGAGACACUAACAUGUUUCGACUGUGGCUGCCCGGGUCCCAACCUCUGGAUCUGCUUGCAACCUGACUGCCAUCAUAUCGGUUGUUCCGAAGUGAAGAAUGACCACAGCACUUUACACCAAAAGAACUUCCCAACGCACUGCGUUCACAUGAACGUCUCCACUGAGAGGAUAUGGUGCUACCUGUGUGAAAAAGAGGUUCACGUUAAAGCUGCGUUAGCACAGGGAUUGACAAGUCCAGACUCGACAUCUCUAGACGGUUCCAUCAGCAGUGCUCGUUUCGGUUCCAUAGUCCUGGGCUCGCCCGACGAUGAACUGGACCCAGAUGAUAUGGACUACGAUGAUGAGGCGAGACACAGAGCAGGUCUCGUGGGCCUCCAAAACAUGGGUAAUACGUGCUACAUGAACGCCGCCCUGCAAGCCCUUAGCAACACCGCCCCGCUGACGUCAUACUUCCUGGAGUGUGGCGCGGCCAUCGCAAUAUUAGCGGGGGAUAAGAAACCGGGACUUAGUCGGGCAUAUCAAAAAUUAAUAAAAGAAAUGUGGAGUAGGAAAACGAGAGGCUACGUCGUACCUAAUGGGAUCCUGUACGGAAUACGGAGUGUGCACCCAAUGUUCCGGGGAUACCACCAACACGACACACAGGAGUUCUUGCGAUGCUUCAUGGACCAACUGCACGAGGAACUCAAAGAGCCGAUAUAUGACAAUGCACUCGAAGACAAACUAACCUCUGAAGCGGACGGGGACCACCAGGAUAACAGGAACUUGCAUGUCAGGAGACGGGCGGCUUCGUCUGGAGCGAGCGACGCGCCAUUCUUCGCUCGAAUGCGACGGAAAUCUCCAGCCGCUUCCUCGUACAGCGAAUCUAGAACUGACGGCUAUCUCAGGGUAUCGGAAAGCUGCCCGACUUCGGGCAACCGUCACCGACGCUCGGCCAGUUUCGGCGGCGCCCGCCAUCUUGCUUACGCCGCACUCGCUGAUAACUUCACUGGUGGUGAAUCUAUCAAUCGGGAAGUGGGUUCAGAAUCGGAACUGUCAUGUUCGAGCGAGGCCGAGGAGCGCUACGAGACUUGUUCCAGCGGCGCCAGCGACGCCGAGCUCAGGCCGGAGAGGACGCGCAAGACUUCAGGGUCGUGUGGAAGCGGCGACGGCAACUCAGUUCGUUACAGGAGCAUUAUAUCAGACGUGUUUGAUGGAAAGCUUCUGUCUUCAGUGCAAUGCCUCAUUUGUGAUAGGGUGUCCACCCGCGUAGAAACGUUCCAAGACUUGUCUCUGCCUAUCCCGUCGCGGGAACACCUGGCCGUGCUGCGGUGUCAACAGCCUCAUCACAACACGGCCACUGCGCAGGAGUCAUGGGUUUGGUGGUUGUUGAGCUGGCUCAGGUCGUGGUUCUACGGGCCUGUGGUGUCUCUACAGGAUUGUCUAGCUGCCUUCUUCAGCGCGGACGAACUCAAAGGCGAUAAUAUGUAUAGUUGUUCCCGCUGCAACAAGUUGCGCAACGGCGUCAAAAUGUCCGGCGUGGUGCGGCUGCCCGAAGUGCUGUGUGUCCACCUCAAGAGGUUCCGUCACGAGUUGAUGUUCAGUGCCAAGGUGGCCGCCAGGGUGGCGUUCCCGCUUCACGACCUCAACAUGGCGCCUUACACGCACAAAGAUUGCACAUCAAAAGUGACCCGCUACGAGCUAUGCGCGGUCAUUUCCCACGCGGGCACAGCCGGCGGCGGUCACUAUACUUGCGUGGCUCGCAACGGCAGGAACUGGUACACCUUCGACGACCUGUGUAUAGCGCCGAUGCCAUUCCACCAUUUGGCACAUUGCGAGGCAUAUGUGCUCUUUUACAAAAAAGUGAACCCCCAAAUGACGGUGCUACGGCAGAAAGCGGCCGAGAUACUCAACUCUACGACACUGGAGCCCAACGACAUAAAAUUCUACAUUUCUAAACAGUGGAUCAAUAAAUUCAACAACUGGGCCGAACCGGGUCCAAUAGACAACAGCGACUUCGUCUGCUGCCACGGCGGAGUGAGGCCGGACCGGGCGCAGAACCUGCAACACUUGGCCACCGUAGUGCCCGGCGUCCUCUGGCAGUUCCUGCACGAGCAUUUCGGCGGCGGGCCGGCGCUGUCGCACGCGCACGGCUGCGCGGGCUGCGCGCGCGCCGCGCUGCGCCUGCGCGCGCGCCGCCAGCGCGAGCUCGCCGCCUUCGCCGACCUGCACGCCAUAUUCCAGGAACAAGAAAGGCCCCGCGCUAUAUACGCAAUAAGCAUGCAUUGGUUCCGGCAAUGGCAGGCGUUUGUGAGAAACAAAACGCAACAACCACCGCCACCUGUCGAUAAUAGCGGAAUUGUUACUAAACAGGAAAUAGACGGAGUCACAACAUAUUCGGUAAAACAAGGGUCCGACCACGCGCAACUAAGUGAAGAACUAUGGCGGUUCUUCACAGACAUCUACGGCGGAGGGCCCGAGGUCAAACUCAAAUCCCCAGGCUCCAAUCCAAUAAUACAGGAACCACCCAAAGAGAAACUACUUGAAAACAGAACACUCUCAAGGAAAUAUUCGGAAUCGGACAAAGAAGAAUACUGCUCAAAAUCUACUUCGGAAAUGAACAUACGAGACACAAUACAAGGGGAACUGCAAAAGAACCAAUCGCUACAAAAUAUCAACAGGAGAUACAAGAAGGCGGAAUCAGACGACGACGUCAAUUACAAGUGUCAAUAUAAACGUCACGAACCGAACGGUAACUACCAAGAUUCUGACGAUGAAAUGGAGUCCAUACCUCUGCAGUACGUCAAUACAGUUCGCAUGGAGAACGGGGUGGACAGUUCCGAUCACGACGCGAACGACAAUCCGGUGUGUGCAAAGAAAACUGAUGACCUGCCAAAUCUAGAUAGUAUAUCUUUGAAAGCGAAGCCAUCGAAGAGUGGGAAAGCGAGAAAAAUGAAAAAGCGGACGGUGAAAUGAUUUUUUCUUGCUUUCCAGUUUGUACACAGGUUGAGGCAGAUGGUAAGCUCGAACAGGGACUAUGUAUGAAUCGAACAUUCCUAUUGGUGAUUGGUGACAGUGCAUUUAGUGUCGGGAGCCCUGAGGAAUUGUGUAGUGAAAUUUUAGACCGAUACAUGCUCUAUUGAGAUUGUAAUACGGAUGUGAAAAUUUGAAUCCUUACGGGAAUUGUAUUUUUGUUUGAACUGAAAUGAAUGUUGAAAAAAAUAUAUAUUUUUUAAACAGCAUAAAUCAAAGAAACUAGUUAUCAUUUCUGAAAGAAGAACUGUAUUUUCUAAAUUAACUUAAAUAAAUUUAUUAUCUUAUACCAUCGAGUCACAACGGCUAUGUAAAUGUUAUUAAGCUUUAUUUCAACGAGUUUUGUUAAUUUUUUCUAGAACUUUUCUAUCCUAUUCAUAAAACGGUUUCGGCUUUCGAUAUACGUUUACAUUUAAAAAAUAUUUCCUAAAUUUAUUUUGCAGUUUUGCAAGAAAACCGAUGAUUGUUAAAAAUUAAUUGUAAUCUGAAUUGAGUAUGCAAUGUACGCUAUCAAAAUAAAUAUAUAUAUAUUAUAUCAAAGUAAAUGUAUAGAUUUGUUCUUAUGAUUGUUUCCUAAUUCAUAAGGUUAUAAAUAUACAGAAAUGUAGUAGCAAUAAUUGUAAAUAAUAGACUGUAAUCAUAUAACUUGGGGUAAAAGCAAAUAAACAUAUAACUGAUGGAGAAUAUGAAAUACUUUUAUUUCUCAGGGCUCCAGUUUUUUCAAGCCUUUGCAAAGAAAUCGAGAAACUGAAUAAUAAUUGUGAGAAAACAAUAACUUUUCUAUUUCUGUACUUUUGGUUUUUCGGAUUUCAAUUGCCUCUGCAACUGCCUCUGGUUUGAAAAUAUUUACAGAAUCAUAAAAUUGGUUGUUAACAUAAAAUAUAUUCUCUCGUUUCUUUUGUUCGGCGCGCCACACUCAAAAACGUAAUUUGUCUUAUUGUAAUUAAUUUGUACAUACAUAACAUUUCGGGCGAAUCUUAACAAUGACCUUGAAAUAUUACGUCACUAAGGGAUAAAAUUUAGGCAGUGUACGAUGUGCAGAAAUAGACCAAUUAGAACGCGUCCGCAGAAAUGGCGCGCCUUGAUUGGCUGGUUUUGGGGAAAUGGUUGCCUUUUAACGAUUUUCACAAUAUUUUUCUAAAUUACAUAAUAUAAUGUUAAUUGGCGGACGCAAAGCUCCAAUAAAGGGGAGGGAUAGUAUUUUUAGUACAAUUUUAAUUUAGUUCAAGUUCAGGUAGACGGAUUAGAUACUUGAAUGAUGUUAACCUGAUAGUGUUGCCGCCCGAUAAUCAACUAAGUUUAAAGAAAAACAAUAAUAUCUAUACCUAUAUAAUACCAUGAAACUAUCUAUUAUGAAAGAAAUCAUAUUGCAGAGAAAUACUAUUGAUAGUAUAAAUAGGUCUAUGGAUAUUUCCGAGGCCAACUAUCGAUAUUUCGGCAACACUAUCCAUAAUCGAACUGUAUAUUUACAUUAAUUAAUGUAUAUCUUGUAAAAUUUCGUGAUGUUAAGCAUAAGGUCGGUUUUACGGGACGAUUUAAUUCUUGUCGAUUUUUAUACAUUGUGUCGGUCAAGCAUUGGGAAGAAUAUGGAGGUAUCUAUAUAAUUACAGUCUUGUUCCUUUUCAAUUUCUUAUUUUUUGUUAUCGUUAGUCCCCAUCCCCAUCCCAUAGCGCCCCGGAACGAUAUUGACUGAAAAUUUGAAAGUGAAUUUAUGAAUGGAGUUAUUUCUAUGAAGAAUGGCAAUACCAAUCUUAUCACUGUCUUUAUUAUUUAUUUAUAAGAAAACUAUCCCCAAAUUCGAAAUGUGACUGUAAAUUUUAAAAACUCUAUUCCAUUUUUACUACCAAUAGACAAAACUUUAAUGAGUGAAGCCUCCAUUUAUUACGAUGGUUCUUGGCACUAUUUUCAUGAUUCGUCAUGUAAAAUCGACUCGUCUGUGAAUAGAUUGUGUUUAUAGUUAGAAAAUAUUUCAGACUGCAUUUUUUGUUCUUUUUAUUAUACUUGUGGAUUAGGUAUUUAUUUUGUUGUUUCUGGUUCUAAGUCUAUGAUAUUUGUUAAUGAAUUGAUCAGCAAUAAAAUUUAUUUCAUCUAUAUUGGCUGCAUAUGUGCGUUUGAUUUAUUUGUACUUUCCACAGAAUUCGGAAUACCUAUAGAAGUGGUUACUUAUGAAUGUGACGUCGCAACCGAUGGUUGUGUUUACAUAACAUUUUCUUGAUGCAUCCCUAUACUGAGAUACAUAUAUUUGACUGCAUACCAAAGCUACGUGCGAUGCCGGUCGACGAAAUCAUUUCCUUCAGUUUUAAGUACAAUAUGACAUUUCUACUGUCUUAUAAUAUUCCGAUUUCUAUGGUAUUGAGUCACAAUAUUAAAAACUGGAUUUCAUUUUCAAGGAGAUGACCUGUCACUAUCUCAGUCUCAAUUCCAUCAUAUAGUUGAUUGCGGACUCCAGUAUUUUUUAUACUAUCGACUCUGUCUACGCCGUACAGGACGAUUAUUUAUGUAUGUCUGUGUCACAAGUAGCAAAUAUUUUUCGUAUUUAGUCUUUUCAAUACUGUUCGUUCUGUCUACCCCGCAAGGGAUAAAGACAUGAUUUUAUGUAUGUAUUUUUCGUAUUUGAAACUUUUAAAUCCCAAAACAAGUAGCAAAUAAAAUAACAAAACGAUGUUCAAAAUAUUUAUUACAAUGAAAUACAUUACAAUGCGUUAUUAUAAACCAGGUACAUUGUUUAUAGUUAUUUUAAACUGGCUAUCGGGAGGGCACAAAUACAACAGAGUGCAAUAAACAUAGUCUAUGCAGGUCACCAAUUAAGAUUACAAUUCAUUCAGAUACAUUAUCUUCAAGCAAUUAUAGUUUUAUGCAAUGUUUACUGCAUAAAAGUAAUAUUGAAAAAAAAAUGGAUGCGUUGUAUCUAUUUUUGUAAUACAAAUGUAAAACGUUUCAAUAAAACAAAAGUAAUCAACAAAAUCAUAUGAUACAAUUUUAUCUCUAGACUAUGGUUUUUAUCUUAAUAGGUACCCUGCGGGGAUAAUUAAAUUAACUGUACUACUUUCAAACUUUAGGUUACAAUAGCUUUAGACGAAAAUAGGAUUUUUUUAUUUGUAGUAAAACUUGAAUAAACAGUAACAAGUUAAACAUAUGCUACCUACUCAAAAUAUUUUUUAUAUUUUUUUUUCAUAAAUAACAACAUUGAUGAUAGGUAUAUAACUGGUCACAAAAGACUUAUCGUAAUAAUUAUUCUAUACAACUAUGCGUAACGUGGAAACAUGUUUUUUGAUACAGAAUAGAAAGAAAAUAUUAUUCAAUUUUACAUAAAUCCCACUUCCGACUAAGACUAUAAUAUUCGCAGAGUAAUUUCUUGUGUACAUUUUUCAACAUCCAAUGUAAAGGAGACGUAUUUCUUCAAAAGCGUAACAAAAAUAGAUCAUUUCUAUUAAAAUAUAUCGUAAACUUCUAAAAAUAUUUUUUCUUCAUUACAUACAUUUCAAACAUCUACAUUUUUAUUUAUUAAGGCCGCUAUGUUAUGUACCAAAAUUACGUAUAUCUAUUGAUCAGUGUCACUUCUCGCUAUGAGUAAGGCAUAUAUUUGUAACUACCUAAAUAAUAUAUAUAUACACUUAGACCUGGUAUUGUUACAAGAAAGUAAUA
Messenger RNA from Amyelois transitella, 7077 nucleotides. It is a transcript of the gene Usp20-33, whose product is annotated as ubiquitin carboxyl-terminal hydrolase 20. NCBI's taxonomy places the organism in Eukaryota, Metazoa, Arthropoda, Insecta, Lepidoptera, Pyralidae. The transcript is spliced from 21 exons. Bases 349 to 3375 code for a protein of 1008 amino acids. Gene Ontology annotation, molecular function: cysteine-type deubiquitinase activity; zinc ion binding. Gene Ontology annotation, biological process: protein deubiquitination. The record is from RefSeq and is a predicted model, not a curated record.